GAAGUAGUUCCGGGUGCGCGGCCCCGGAUGUUGGCUGCUCUCGCUGCCGCCACCGCUCUGGGCGCUGCUUGGGGCCUCGGCCGCUCGCACCAGGCGCCGUUGGGACCUUUCCCGGCGGGCGAAGACGCACGCAGCGGCCGGGGGCUCGGCCGGGCCGUCCCGGCCUGCGCAGCCUGAGAUUCUCUUUGUGGCCAGAUGGGUUUGUAUGGACAGGUUUGUCCAUCUGUAACUUCAUUAAGAUUUAACUCAGGCUUUCCCUCACUUUGGAACUCCUAGAUUUGUGAAUAUUGGAUAUUUUGAGAAGCAGGGGUUCUUUCCUUGAUACUGACUAAGGAGUCUAUUUACCUUCAGGAUGACAUCUGAAUUGGAGAGCAGCCUAACAUCUAUGGACUGGUUACCCCAGCUCACCAUGAGAGCAGCCAUUCAAAAAUCUGAUGCUACACAAAAUGCACAUGGAACAGGAAUUUCCAAGAAGAAUGCACUCCUGGACCCCAAUACAACUCUGGACCAGGAAGAAGUCCAACAGCACAAAGAUGGGAAACCGCCAUACAGUUACGCCAGCCUCAUUACAUUUGCAAUUAAUAGUUCACCCAAAAAGAAAAUGACACUAAGUGAGAUUUACCAGUGGAUUUGUGAUAACUUCCCAUAUUAUAGAGAGGCUGGCAGUGGUUGGAAGAAUUCCAUACGACAUAAUCUGUCGCUGAACAAGUGUUUCCUUAAAGUGCCUCGAUCCAAGGAUGACCCUGGAAAGGGAUCUUAUUGGGCAAUAGACACCAAUCCGAAGGAAGAUGCGCUGCCUACUCGGCCAAAGAAGAGAGCACGAUCUGUAGAACGGGCCUCAACUCCAUAUAGCAUAGAUUCAGAUUCUUUGGGAAUGGAGUGUAUUAUUUCGGGAAGUGCCUCUCCAACUCUGGCAAUCAACACUGUGACUAACAAAGUAACAUUGUACAACACUGAGCAGGAUGGUAGUGAUAGUCCACGCAGUAGCCUUAACAACAGUCUCUCAGACCAGAGUUUGGCAUCUGUUAAUUUGAAUAGUGUUGGAAGUGUGCAUAGUUAUACACCGGUGACAAAUCAUCCAGAACCAGUCUCUCAGUCAUUAACUCCCCAGCAGCAGCCACAGUACAACCUUCCAGAACGAGACAAACAACUACUUUUCUCAGAAUAUAAUUUUGAAGAUCUCAGUGCCUCAUUUCGGAGCCUUUAUAAGUCAGUUUUUGAGCAGUCACUUAGUCAACAAGGUUUGAUGAACAUCCCUUCGGAGUCUUCCCAGCAAUCCCAUACUUCGUGUUCCUAUCAGCAAUCUCCUAGCAGUACAGUGAGCUCUCACCCACACGGCAACCAAAGCAACCUGUCCAACAAUCAUGGCAGUGGCCUCAAUGCCACAGGCAGUAAUUCGGUUGCACAGGUCUCAUUGUCUCACCCCCAGAUACACACACAAUCGUCUCCACAUCCACCCCAUCGACCACAUGGUUUACCACAGCAUCCGCAGCGUCCCCAGCAUCCAGCAUCGCACCCACAACAGCACAGCCAGCUCCAGUCCCCUCAUCCCCAGCACCCCUCUCCACAACAACACAGCCAGCUCCAGUCUCCUCAUUCCCAGCACCCCUCUCCACAUCAACACAUGCAGCAUCAUUCGAACCAUCAGCAUCAGACGUUAACACAUCAGGCACCCCCACCCCCACAACAGGUAUCCUGUAAUUCUGGUGUUUCAAAUGAUUGGUAUGCAACACUUGAUAUGCUAAAAGAAAGCUGUCGAAUUGCUAGCAGUGUUAAUUGGUCAGAUGUAGACCUUUCACAGUUCCAAGGUUUGAUGGAGAGUAUGAGACAGGCAGAUCUCAAGAACUGGUCUUUAGAUCAGGUUCAAUUUGCUGAUCUCUGUUCUUCUCUUAAUCAAUUCUUUACACAAACUGGCCUUAUCCACUCACAGAGUAAUGUUCAGCAAAAUGUCUGUCAUGGUGCCAUGCAUCCAACAAAACCCUCCCAACACAUUGGAACAGGAAAUUUGUACUUAGACUCCAGGCAAAAUCUUCCUCCUUCAGUGAUGCCACCUCCUGGUUAUCCUCAUAUCCCACAGGCACUCAGCACCCCAGGAACGACGAUUACAGGCCACCACGGAGCCAUGAACCAGCAGCACAUGAUGCCUUCCCCCGCCUUCCAGAUGCGGCGCGCGCUGCCUCCCGAUGACAUCCAGGAUGACUUUGAUUGGGAUUCAAUUGUGUAGAGCUUGUUUCUGCGACCUCAGCCCCCAGCAUCACCUUUCUGUGCAGUGAAGGGAAAGGUUUAAGAGAAUCCAGUUGAGAAAACAAAGUUGCUAAUCACUUUACCAAUGUUAUACAAAUUUCUUUUGAAGACAAUCAAAAAGAUUUUAGCUGGAUAACUUUGCUUUUAUCUGACCCAAACAAGUACUACAUGUUUGUCUCCUGCCAGCUCUUCUGUGUAGCUCCUAACUGUUGUGUGAUUUAAACAGCUUUUGCAUAUUUGUGUCAAUUUGAUGUUGACCACAAGUGCCAGACUGAUUUUUCAGACAGAGCCUGUUUUGCUGCAAGCAGUUUAUAGAUACAAAUGUGUAAAUAUAUGUACAAAAUUUACUGAAAGACUUCAAUUUUUUUCUAAUUGGAUUAUUAGAUCUUGAAAAGAAAGUUACUGUGAGUUUUUAUUCCUUGUUAGGCUAUUUUUUGCAGGAUGCUUUUAACUGAUGUGAACAACUGAAAGGAAAUAGAUUUUUUUAAAAAGCCCAGUUCUUUUUAUUUAAUCUUUUCAGAAAUGUGGGUAUUGAGGUCUACCCGGUAAGUGAAAAGCCCAGAAUUUGAUACUCUCUGAUAGUCCAAAGGGGCACGUUGAGAACUGACCAAACUUGUUUUGAUGCUUGGGGAUUGUAGAAUUUAUGUUAUACCUUGUCAGUGUCUGUUUUCUUAAGUCUGCAUUAUAAUAGCUCUAAAAUUUAUUUGAUUGAUUAGAAGCUGGUCAUUGUUUGGCUCUUUAAACAGAUUGCUAUCUCCACUUAUUUAUUAUUCAAAAGUGUUAUUUUAAUAUUUAUUGCUACCUUCUGUGAAUGCUCAGCUCUAAUUGGAUUUAUUAAGGAGAAAUGGAGUAUCUGAAAGCACAGAAAUAUUUUUCUUGAUAACAGUGUACAGAUAAGACAAUCAGAGAGAUUGUGUUAUUCUUAUGACCAUCACUCCUCAUACCAUGUGAGUAUAUUUCUCUAUCUUAGCAUUCCUGCUGACUGAAACAUAUUAGUUAAAUAGGAUUCUUUCUAGUAUUUGAAUCCAUUCAUUUGGGCAACAAAUGGCAAGGGAUUGUUUAUAAAGCAAGUGUUCCCAUUCGUUCUCUUUCCAUUUAGGAAACAAUGACAGGAGGAUGGAGACACAUGUAUUGUUAGUGGCCUGCUGUGUCUGUUGUACUGUGUUUCUGAGGUUGCAUGACAUUUGGUUACUGUCUUUGAAAUGCAACCUGCCUCUUAGAGGUUUUCCUUAGUUGUUCUUUCUUUAUAUGAUUCAUAUCAUAUCACAGUUACUUUGCAUGGAAUGCCUUAGUUUUCUAAAAGAAAUGAGGUUUUUAAAAAUUAAUAUAUUUUGAUUGGUUCCUUAGAC
Pipistrellus kuhlii (Kuhl's pipistrelle) is the source of this 3593-nucleotide messenger RNA. It is a transcript of the gene FOXJ3, whose product is annotated as forkhead box J3. Gene Ontology annotation, biological process: regulation of transcription by RNA polymerase II. The record is from RefSeq and is a predicted model, not a curated record. The coding region runs from base 353 to 2224 and encodes 623 amino acids. The transcript has 13 exons. Gene Ontology annotation, molecular function: RNA polymerase II cis-regulatory region sequence-specific DNA binding; DNA-binding transcription factor activity, RNA polymerase II-specific. NCBI's taxonomy places the organism in Eukaryota, Metazoa, Chordata, Mammalia, Chiroptera, Vespertilionidae. Gene Ontology annotation, cellular component: nucleus.